Messenger RNA from Durusdinium trenchii, 306 nucleotides. The record is from the annotation of a GenBank genome assembly. NCBI's taxonomy places the organism in Eukaryota, Dinophyceae, Suessiales, Symbiodiniaceae.
CAAAACUUUAGACGGCAAUCCUUCGUCAAACUGCUUCUACGACCUUCCGUCCUUGUCACUCCCCUGCCAUUGAACGGUUCCGCCAUGCCCUGUGGCAGGGAGGGCUGCACCGUGGAGUGCAAACUGGAUGCCGGGGAUGCCGCCUUUGUGUUGGAUGGCAUGUGCCACGUGUGCGACCACUCCAUUUGCUUCCAUUGUGAGGAGUGCCGCACCUUGGGCGAACACGACGCCUCGCCAGACGGCCGCUGCGCACGGCCCUGCUGCCGUUUUGAGGUGACCGUGUUGGGAGUGGAUAACCUUUGCUGA